AUGUCGAACCUUCAGUCUUUCGUUAACAAGACAGUCACAAUCCUCACCUCUGAUGGCCGUACUUUAACCGGCAAGCUUCUAGGCCACGACCAAACUACAAACCUAAUCCUCUCCCAUACAAUCGAACGUAUCUUCAGCCCCGCGUCCGCAGGUCCAGACGAACCAACCCAGCAGGUGGAGCACGGGCUGUAUCUUAUCCGCGGAGACAAUGUGGCUGUCUGUGGGCUUGUGGACGAUGAGCUGGACUCGGGAAUUGAUUGGGCACUGGUUAGAGCCGAGCCUUUGGGUGGAAUGAAGCACUCGUGA
Messenger RNA from Morchella importuna, 306 nucleotides. RefSeq lists its product as uncharacterized. NCBI's taxonomy places the organism in Eukaryota, Fungi, Ascomycota, Pezizomycetes, Pezizales, Morchellaceae. Gene Ontology annotation, cellular component: precatalytic spliceosome; U4/U6 x U5 tri-snRNP complex; U6 snRNP. Gene Ontology annotation, molecular function: RNA binding. Gene Ontology annotation, biological process: mRNA splicing, via spliceosome. The coding region runs from base 1 to 306 and encodes 101 amino acids. The record is from RefSeq and is a predicted model, not a curated record. The transcript has 2 exons.